This is a messenger RNA of Mizuhopecten yessoensis (Yesso scallop), 2666 nucleotides long. RefSeq lists its product as uncharacterized. The record is from RefSeq and is a predicted model, not a curated record. Lineage: Eukaryota; Metazoa; Mollusca; Bivalvia; Pectinida; Pectinidae. The transcript has 2 exons. Bases 1111 to 2328 code for a protein of 405 amino acids.
UGUACACAAAUACGUGCGGGGCGGAGCUUUUUGAAAGAUUAUUACAGUUGAAUUCUGUCACCGUUUAAAAAGUCAAGAUUUGUGGGCCUAACAAGGUCGUACCGGCGAAAUCUUUACAAGCCGUGCUUACACAUGGGAGCGGCUAAUUGAUCGUUAUCAGGAGGAGGGCGAGCAGUAUUGACGUCUAACGGAGGAAAGACCCAGUGAAAAGGCCUCAAUUAAUAAUUUUCGCUUUUCAACGAACGAAGUGUAUACACUAUUUAGCUUGGAUUAACGUCAAUACAGGGAGUUUACGAGAUUUUUUUUAUGUUUCAUCCGUAUAAUUUUGCCAACAUUCUUGUAUUUUUUAUAGACAAGCAUACAUGCUGGCUUGUUGAAUAAGGUAAUAUACAUACAUAUAUGUGUAUAAAUAUGUUAGAGUAGUGUAAUCUUACCUGCAACUGAAGUACUAAAUAUAGUCGUAUUUAUAUAUAGUUUUACGUGUUAAAUGUACUAUAACAGUGUAAAUUUAUCUGCAACUGGAUUUACAAAUGUACAUAGGAUCGGGCAAGGAUGGCAGUAGACGCGAAACAUCUGUAGAGUGUGGUAUACCUCAGACGAUGAUUGGAGUCGCAAGUAAGCGUUAUAUCUGCGUAUGAUACAGCAGACCUGGCCAACAGGAAUAGUUUGAGUGACAUGAGUGUGUUUAUGUCCUCUUUGCCAAUUCCCUGAAUAUUUAUAAUUCUUGAUUCGUGAGAUUCUCCUGCUGGAAGUGUAUGUAUAGAACUCCCCGUCAGAUGUUGAUGUUUCUCAGGGAACGAGCGAGAAACCAGACCAACAGAGGAUCUUGUUCAGUUCUGGGAUAAAGACGGAAAACUGGAGAUAUACUUUAAAUUUAUCUCGGCGGUAAAAGACAGACGAAGAGAACGUUAUAAUCUAUACCUUGAAGGUAAAUGUUAGAAGACUAUAUCGGCGGUAAAAGACAGACGAAGAGAACGUUAUAGCGGAUAUACCUAGAAGGGGUAUAAUGUCUUAUAUCGAGUAUAAAUAAAAAGACAAAAAGAGGAAUUACAUUGCAUUGUGUGGAACCAAGGAUAUGUCCGGGACGUUAUAUAAUCCCGAGAUGUAAGGAUGAGACUGGACACUUGGAAGCGACACCUGUUGGCUGUAGUGGGAAUACCGGUGACUGUCCUCCUACUCGGACCGUUGCUGUGGAUGGUAUCGGCACCACGCGAUGAUAUAUACAAAGAAAAAGACAUCCAUUUAAGACGGCUGGUUAGAUCACUCCACAGUCUAGAGAAGGAUCGACAGCUGAUUGAGGACUCGAAAAGUGAUGCUGAUAAAAAGACAGUGUCCUCCAAAGUACCAUGGCUUCAAAAAGACUUCAACAAGUUCUUGCCAAACAUAUAUCUGAGAAAAUCCACGAAGCCGACAAUACGAGAUUCUGCAAUAGUGUUUCUUCAGCAGGAAUUUGCCUCUGCGGAUAAACUACUCCAUACGUGUUUGUCAAAUAUAUCGUAUGACAAAGACCUACCCAUGUCACCGGUGAUGCAUGUGCAAAAUCGAUUAUUGUGGAACGCGGGAACGAAAGAUUCCUUGGCAUUCAAGGAACGGAUAAAAGUGCACCGUGGUCCUUAUUCUUUUGGUGCCUGUGAUAAAAUCAAUGUUAAAUGUGCCCAUUUCAUCAUGGUACAUGAUCCAUUUGAGUUAGCAAUGUCAAGUUAUGAAUUUUGUAAAGCAGAUCCAUAUCAUGAAAAGUGUACAGCGUUUCAAUCAAAAUCUGUUUCCCUAAGGGAAUGGAUACUUCUUCAAAAAGGUGCCUUAUUUUACCAGUUACUGUUUUCGCCAGAAAUGUGUUCACAAGACAAAUCAAGACAAUUAAAAUAUCUCCAAAAAUCACAAUUGAAUUCCACCAUCCAUGAUCAAGAUCAAAGGAAUCCUUGUUGGUACAGACAGAAACUGUUGUUAGGUCAAGCGUUAAGUGAUACAGAUAUCGGUCAUAUUACGGACUUCAUUGUCAAUCACCUCUCCGAUUGGUUCGCCGUGAUUGGCCUCGGUGCUGAUGUAGAUAGCAGUUUAGAAAUGUUUGAAAAAGCUUUUGAACUUCCUUUCACCAAGUGCCUUAAAAGUGACAGCGGCAAUGAUUUAAACAACAAUAAUAGUUAUAACAGAGCCAGUCACACUGAAUCAGAGGAAGAUGAACCUUCUGAUGACUAUGAUGACGAUGACACCUUAGACUUAAGAGACGACUUUCGUAUACAGGAAGCAAUGCUACCAGAUCUGAAAAUUUAUAAGGAAGCCAGGCGACUGUUUCAUAUUCAGCAACAAAUCCUUUUAAACAAAGUAUAAUAGACAUUAUGUAUUUGUAGGUUUGUUUACAUUUGUUAAAUAAAUAUGACAUACAAUAAUUUGCAUAAACGUUUGUAUAAAACAUUUACAGUAAAAUCUAAAUUAGUUAAAAACCACUUAUGCGGUGAGUGGAAAAACUACAUAAACAUAAAAAAGACGAACAGUCCAACUUUGGUUUUGUUAAAAUAUAUCUGCAUUAAAUGCAUUUAGCGCCUGGUAUAAUUAACAAAAUUGAUCUAAGACGCCUUAACUGAGGUUUUGUUUGUAAAGUAUUUAAAAUAACACAGAUCAAAUUUCGUUUAAAAGUUUUGAUAACAAGAUCUAAUAAAAAAAAAAAA